AUGGCCGGGACAGCAUCACUCAAUAUCAAUCAUCAUUGUGGGAUAUUGUGGGCAAACCUAGCCUCACCAAGGAUGGCUGCUGAAUUCGGAAUCGAGAGUUUGGCGUGCAGCAUGGAAAUCAAGGAUUUUUUGGCGACGGAACGUGGCAUGAAAGCAAUGGAGACAGGCGACAUUCUCAUGGUCAUGGCCGCUUCCGAUUAUGAUGACGAUGUGGAUUUGAACAUUGACUAUGGCGAAAUCUUUGUGAAGGGAAUGUUGGAGUAUGAUGCCAAGUUUACUGAGUUCAAACCGGAUAUCAUCAUUUGGUUUUUGGCUCAGCUGGAGACCGGUUUGAUUGGAGGAGAAGUGUCCAGGUUUCGGCAAGACACCAACUUCACCGUGCCAGAGAUCAGCGCGUCGUACCAGCCGCAUGCGAUACCAACCAAUCAUAUCUCGCCGGUUCAUAUGCAGCGAUUGGAGCUGGAGCCUGGGCAACCGCUGCUCUACACUUGGGUCCUGCAAGCGCAGACCGAAGCAAUCCAAAAUUUUACACAUUGUCAGGAACAAAUGAAGCAGGGCAAGGAGCCAUUCAUGUUCCACACACCCCAAGCUCAGUACGAGGGCUACUUUGGAGAGGAUCAUCCAACGCCAAAGCUCUUAGCGUACUCCCCUGGCUGGUGGCCGGCCUAUGAUGAUUGGCCCACGGGCGACAACAAGGGAUAUGUUAUCACAGGAAACUGGAAGAUUCCAAAGGAGGUGCAGGAGGAAGCGGCAAAGAAGGGAUCAACCCUUUUCAACGCUGGCAGCCAGCACGAGGCGUGCACGAAGUUUAUCGAUGCCGGGGAGAAGCCGGUCUACAUUGGCACGGCGCCCAGGAUGCUCAGGUUAUGGUGGAGACUGGGGCAAUUUCUGGAUGCCGGCUGA
Molecule: messenger RNA, 903 nt
Organism: Cladocopium goreaui
Lineage: Eukaryota; Dinophyceae; Suessiales; Symbiodiniaceae
Source: the annotation of a GenBank genome assembly